Aureobasidium subglaciale EXF-2481 is the source of this 278-nucleotide messenger RNA. RefSeq lists its product as uncharacterized. Lineage: Eukaryota; Fungi; Ascomycota; Dothideomycetes; Dothideales; Saccotheciaceae. The coding region runs from base 23 to 217 and encodes 64 amino acids. The record is from RefSeq and is a predicted model, not a curated record. The transcript has a single exon.
CGUUCUUAUGACGUCCCAAAACAUGACACAUCAAGAUCCACAUGUCGUUUCAAUACUGACGGGUCGCUGUGCCGAUGUUAUCUUCAAGUGCAGCGACCACAAGAUCCAAGCCAAUAGAGCCACUCGUUGUAGCCUGUGUUAUCUCGAUAGCCAGAGUAUGACAAGUGCUUGGAUUGCUGUCUUGAUCCUUGUCUCUUUCCUACCACUGUACAUGUGAUUGGAGAACGAUGUAUCUCUUACAAUAUCGAAUGCACAAUAAACGCAAUAAACAAAUCUCC